AUGGGAGCACAGAAGAUACCCUCAGAGGAAGGCUAUGCCCAAACACCUCUCAACACCAUCAAGGUGUACAAACACAGAGCCGCCUACGACUACCACACCGUCCACUCCAUCUUCGCCUCCACCCUCGUCUCCCACGUCUCCUUCAUAUCCACCGACGAAGACGGCGAUCCAACACCCAUGAACCUGCCCUUGACAGCCGUAUUAGGCCACUACGACCCCUCGCACCCUCUCCCCGAACACCCCACUCCACAAGUCUCUGCCUACCACCAAGACCUCAACCGACCACUCGACCUCUACCUGCACGGCAAUGUAGCAAUGAUGCUCCGCCGCGCAGUCCACAAAAACGGAGUCAUGAAAGUCUGCAUCACAUCCACAAAAGUCGACGGCGUAGUCCUAAACUUCACACCCAACGGCCACUCUCUAAACUACCGCAGUGCAGUAAUCCACGGAACCGCAGAACUCGUUUCCCUACCCGAAGAAAAAAGAUUCGCCAUGCAUUUACUGACUAACCACAUGAUUCCUCACCGUUGGCAAAACACAAAUCCUAUAACGCCUGCAGCGUUGAAAAGUGUGCAGGUCUUGCGUGUGACCAUCAACUCUGCUUCUGCCAAAGUGCGAGCGAAGAAUAUGGGCUUGGCGGAUAGUUGCGAGAUUGCUGCGCAGAGGGACGAUAUUUAUACUGGUGUGUUUCCUUUGUAUGAGACUUUGGGCGAGCCGGUGGAGAGUGGGUAUGCGCCGGGCAGACCUGUGCAAAAGCAUCUCGAGGAGUGGAGGGAGAGGCGGAAUGCAGAGGAGAAGGGAUAUGCAGUGCGAGCGGCCGAGAAUGAGCCUGAAGAGGCAGAGACGAUAGUCGAGCAUGUCAAGAAGAUUGGCGAGAUCACGAGACAGAAGAUUGUCGACGAAGGCGUCAGUGUUUAA
Messenger RNA from Aureobasidium melanogenum CBS 110374, 918 nucleotides. RefSeq lists its product as uncharacterized. Bases 1 to 918 code for a protein of 305 amino acids. The transcript has 2 exons. NCBI's taxonomy places the organism in Eukaryota, Fungi, Ascomycota, Dothideomycetes, Dothideales, Saccotheciaceae. The record is from RefSeq and is a predicted model, not a curated record.